Messenger RNA from Aphanomyces invadans, 4608 nucleotides. RefSeq lists its product as hypothetical. Gene Ontology annotation, cellular component: membrane. The transcript is spliced from 15 exons. The coding region runs from base 12 to 2942 and encodes 976 amino acids. The record is from RefSeq and is a predicted model, not a curated record. NCBI's taxonomy places the organism in Eukaryota, Oomycota, Saprolegniomycetes, Saprolegniales, Verrucalvaceae. Gene Ontology annotation, molecular function: ATP binding; ATP hydrolysis activity; P-type transmembrane transporter activity.
AUCGCCACGGCAUGAAAAAGCGCUCGAGCGACGCCGAGGACACCGCGACGUUGUUGGACCCGUCAAAAAUCCGAAUCGAAGUGCCAUUGGAUCCCACGGUCGGCACGAUGGACUUGCUUCGAUGCGGGGGUAGCAGCGCGAGCACGACCGUACUGUUCCUGCCUUCCGAGUUCCGCGCAAUUCGGUUGUAUCGGAAUGGGACGUGGUGGAAGCAAGGAAUAUAUGCAGUGCUGUGUGUAGCGUCGUGCGGUGUACUGCCCUUGCUUGCGUACUACAUGCCGCUCCUCCAUGCUGCGUGCACGCUCACGCCGUUGUCGUCCGGAGUGUUUGCUACCAUCGUGCUGGUGCAGCACCGCGACAGCGCAGGGAGCUGGGAAGCUGUGCCCGUGCAACGGACGUCCAUGAAUACCCGUGCAUCUUUGGAUGAUGAAAAUGGCCACGAAUGGAUCUGGUUUACGUUUCGAAAGCACCGCUACGUGUACAUCGACGCGACAGCGUCGUUCCGCCGCAUCAGCGCCACCGUCCAUGGCCUAUCCAUCGCGUCGGACGUGGUACCUCGGCUACAAACUGGUCUGUCGGAUGAUAUGGCCGCAGCGCUGCUUCGGCACUUUGGCCCUAACGCGUUGGACAUUGCGCUCGUGCCGUAUCACCGCGUGUUGAUGAGCAAGCUGCUGCACCCGUUCUACCUGUUCCAACUCACGAGCGUUUUCCUGUGGAUGUACGAGGAGUAUUGGACGUACUCGAUCUUGAUUCUGGGCAUGACCAUCGGGUCUCUCGGCUACGAAGUCAGCACCCAAGUUCGAAACACCAAGAAACUGCACGAUUUGAUGCAUAUGGACGAUAUCUUCGUCAAGGUUUUACGAAACAACCAGCGCAUGUCGUUGCCAGCCACAGCGCUCGUACUUGGAGAUGUCGUCGAACUGGACGAAGGCGGAGGUGUCGCGGCAGACAUGGUCCUCGUGGAAGGGGCCUGUGCAAUGGACGAGUCAUCGUUGACUGGUGAAGCUAUUCCUGUGGACAAACACGCUCUUCCCUUUGACACGGUGAUCGACUCGAUUACAACAUCGUCGUCCAAAAUCAAGGCGUCGCUGUUGUCUGCCGGCUCCACAGUUGUGCGGAUGGACGCCGCACCGUGCAAAGCAGUCGUUGUGGCCGUUGGUUUCCACACCUCCAAGGGUGAUUUGUUUCGGUCAAUUGUGUGUCCCAAACCCAUUCGCUUUCAAGUCGAACAAGACAGCUAUCGAUUCCUCGCUGCUCUGUCGACGUUGGCCGUGCUCACCGGGAUCAAGAAUAGCUACGAUGCAGCAAUGCAUGGGCUGGGAUGGACGCGUAUUCUCGUAUCGUGUCUCGACUUAGUCACGAUCGCCGUUCCCCCCGCGCUGCCGUUAAUUCUGAGCGUUGGAGUCGGGUAUUCCAUCCAUCGGUUGCAACGCGAUGGCAUUUUUUGCAUCGACGGACCCAAAAUCAACUUGGCGGGCCAUCUCAAUUGCUUUUGCUUUGACAAGACGGGAACCCUCACGACGGACGCCAUGAAGUUUCAAGGAAUCGAUCUCGCCGUGUCGACUUCAGCUGCUGCAUCCACCUGCGUUGACGUUUCUGCCGAUGUUGACGCGAGGAGCGUCGCUCCUCUGCCUGGCACACCCAUGGUCCCUUCCUUUGAAGGGAUGACGUCACUUCAUGCUACAUCAUCCAGCGAAAUGCUACAUGGGGCUGGAACGUGUCAUGGCGUAAUAAGCGCACAAGGUGUGCUGGUUGGAUCUCCACUCGAAGUGAGCCUCUUCCAGGCGUCGAAACACGUGUGGGACGAAGAGCGCAAUGUGAUUGAAUGCCGCACGACUGGAUGUCAUUUUGAAUAUGCCCAGAAAUUUGCAUUUGACUCGACCUUGCAGCGGUCGUCGGUGGUGUUGAAGGACGGAACGGUCUUCGUGAAGGGCUCUCCUGAAGCGGUGGCUCAAGUGUGCCUUUCCAACACGCUUCCUCUGCCAUUCCACACGACAGUUCAUGACUAUGCCAAGCGGGGGCUGUAUUGCAUGGGUCUUGCAACCAAGCAAUUGCCCAUGAUGCACUUCCAAUCGAACAACGGGCAGAUGGCCAAGUCGUCGUUGAUUCCACGUGGAGAUGUCGAGUCUGGACUAACUUUUGUGGGGCUUCUGCUCUUCACAAACCCGAUCAAACCGGAAUCGCCCGCGCUGAUCGCCACACUCGAGGCAGCCAAUAUUGACGUUCGUAUCAUCACUGGCGACAGCGCCCUGACCGCCGUCCAUGUUGCUCAAGAGUUGGCCAUGGAUUUGCGACCUCAAGUGGUGCUGCUGGACGUGAACCACGGCGGCCACUCUGAAGGCGAGAGAAAUGCGCUUGACGCCGAGACCCCGACCGUCGUCCUGCGCCACGUUGACUCGGGUGUCAUGGAGCCAUACUCGAUGGAUGCCUUCCUGACACUCGGUGCUUCCGUCGAUUUUGCGAUGACUGGGGCAGCGCUGGAAUGGUUCCAGGAGCGUGGAGUCGGAGGGGAUGUCGUUGCUGUGGUAGACACAAUCAAGAUCUUUGCGCGAAUUCGCCCCGAGCAAAAGACUUGGCUCGUGGAAACGUUGAUGGCCCAGGGAAAAUACGUCGGCAUGUGCGGCGACGGCACCAACGACUGCGGCGCACUCAAGGCCGCGCAUGUCGGGCUGGCCCUGUCCAACGCAGAGGCAUCCAUCGGUACUGUCGAUCUCGCCGCCUCCUUCGAUCGCAUCCAUCGUCUCACCGUGGUGUGUGGUGGAUGCAGUGGCUCCAUUUACGAGCCGACAGCAAAACGUCAUGGAUGUUGUGACAUUAAUCCGAGAAGGGCGAUGUGCCCUGACAACGUCGUACCUCGGCUUCAAGUUCAUGGUGUUGUACCCUGUCACCCAAGUCAUCGUGACGUCGACGCUCUACAGCGUCAUGGUUACGCUAGGGAAUAACCAGGUUGCGGCAUUCCAUGCGGCCGUCCUCAUGCCGUCGCAUGUAGUUUUUGCUCGACGACAUGGUGAUCGUGUUGGGGCUGUCCAUGUUUAUGUUGUACACUGAGCCAACGCACGUGCUCGCACGCCACGAGCCCGCGUCCACUCUAUUUGCACGUUCGAUCGUGUGGUCGAUCGUCGGCCACGUCUUGAUAUUCCUCGCGUGUUUUACAGCAACGUGGAGCGCAGGUAGGCAUGUCCCCACCGACGACUUUGGUCGCGCGUUCCGAGUAUUUCGUGAUGGCAUGGCGGCACGGUGUGUGCAGCUUGAACACCGUUGGCUGACUUGAACGUCCUGUAGCGCUGCAGGCGCCAUGGUACUGCUCCGUGGACCAGGCCAAAGCGCACACUGCCCAGCUCAAUGCGACGCCGUUGGUGUCGAACGAGUGCUAUGUGUACAUGCCACCGCCAGGAGAUGGGUACACCCGGCAGUCGCACGAGAACGCGGUCGCGUGGCUGUUUGGCCACUGGCAAUUCCUGAUUGUAGCGGUCGCCAUCAACGCCAAAGACUCGUUUCGCCAGCCCGUGUGGCCCAGCAACAAGUUGUUUUGCGGGUAUGCGGUGGCCAUGACAGCGCUGCUGACGACGCUGACAUUGACGCAAAACCCGGCCGUGUUGAGGUACACCUUGCAUGUGGCGCGGCGUCGUGGCGAGCACGUCGAUGGACCGGUGUGGUGUCGAUAGGUUUUUUGAGCUUGUGGACCUGCCACCAGCGUUUCGAUGGCACUUGCUUGGCAUGGUCGCCGUGAAUGGCGCUCUCAGUAUGAGCUGGGAAUUUGUCCUGACGAGAUAUCUCGAUCCGUCGCGUCCGCCGCGCCGCGUGGGAGCGUCCAUCCGCCUGCCGCACAUUCGAGUCGUGUAAAUGAAGGGCCUGGCGAGUCAGGCACGCAAGAGCCGUCGAGUUGUCGUCUAAGUAAAACCACACACAUUGCGUUGCGCUGGGCAUAGCACGAGUCCCACAACCCGCGGCAAGCCCGUGGCGGCAGCACCACGCGGAUGGCGUGCAAGGCAAAGCCAGAAGGCGCGCUGGCUACAUCCCUGAUAACGUGUGCAAACCAGUCAGCCAUACAUGCACGAGAAAGGCGUUGGGCGUACGGAGCCGCCCGGCGUGGCCAACUUUGGCUUUGGUUUUGUAGGACACAUGCUGUUGGGUUCAGUGGAGUGUGCCCUAGUUGACGGCCUUCAACAAUUGGCAACGAGAUACUCGCGCCAUCCUCCACCGAAAACGCUCCACAACUCGAUGCGCACAGGAUCGAAUGCACGCCCUCGGCAAACGACCACUCUCGCAGCCACAAAUGCGCAGCAUGGACACCGCUUCCCUUGCCACUUCGAUCCCACACCCAGCCACAGCGGCGCUUGCGUGUUGAAGCGCAGCGACGUGGCCGCUCAAAACGAGAGGGGGUUGUUCCGCGUCGCUGGGUUGCGUCGGCGGACGUGGUUGCCAGCGACUUCUCUUCACCGAGAGCGUACACAGGGGGAGCUUGCGUGUGGCCCGUUGGUCGCGAUGCAUGGCGCAUCCAACGCCGCCCUCUUGGCCGAGGGAUUUUGUGGGCCCGUCGAAGCCUGUGGUAGCUGCGAGGCGCCCACGAAAGCGCGACAGGCAGUUGUCUCCGUCGUCCGAAGCGGC